Messenger RNA from Austrofundulus limnaeus, 744 nucleotides. It is a transcript of the gene tmed3, whose product is annotated as transmembrane p24 trafficking protein 3. Bases 95 to 721 code for a protein of 208 amino acids. NCBI's taxonomy places the organism in Eukaryota, Metazoa, Chordata, Actinopteri, Cyprinodontiformes, Rivulidae. The transcript has 3 exons. The record is from RefSeq and is a predicted model, not a curated record.
CGUUUGUGCUGGCGCCACGUCAGAUCUGCCCCCCCUGUAAAUAACACAGAGGGGAUGUCAGCAGCUUUCUGCGGCUGUAAGUGUGUUUUUCACCAUGUUCUGUUUACGGGUGAGCUGCUUGCUGCUGAGUGUGUCCGUGGUGUUUGGAACAGAGCUCACCUUUGAGCUCCCUGACAACCAGAAACAGUGUUUCUACGAGGACCUGGACAAAGAUGUGAAGUUUAACAUAGACUUCCAAGUCAUUUCAGGAGGUAACUAUGACGUGGACUGCUUUGUCACUGAUCCCCACAACAAUGUCCUGUACAAUGAGAGGAAGAAGCAGUACGACAGCUUUUCUCACACCACAACUAAGAAGGGGGUCUACAGGGUCUGCUUCAGCAACGAGUUUUCCACGUUCACGCAUAAAAUCGUGUAUUUGGACUUCCGCCACAGAGACGAGACUCCUCUCCUGGACACCAUGAUGAGCAAAAGUACAGCACUGACCCAGCUGGAGUCGUCCUGCGUUGCGAUUCAUGAGAUCCUGAAGGUGGUGUCCGAGUCUCAGACGUGGUACCGACUCAGAGAGGCAUACGACCGCACCAGGGCGGAGCACCUCCACCAGAGGGUGGCAUACUGGUCCAUCGGGGAGACCGUCCUGCUCUUCACCAUUGGGUUGGGUCAGGUCAUGCUGCUGAAGAGCUUCUUCACUGACAAGAAGGCCUCGGUGGCGGCCUCCACUUAGAGCUGCUCAGCAUGUGAAGGUUU